This is a messenger RNA of Chelmon rostratus (copperband butterflyfish), 465 nucleotides long. It is a transcript of the gene cimip5, whose product is annotated as chromosome 15 C2orf50 homolog. NCBI's taxonomy places the organism in Eukaryota, Metazoa, Chordata, Actinopteri, Chaetodontiformes, Chaetodontidae. Bases 4 to 465 code for a protein of 153 amino acids. The record is from RefSeq and is a predicted model, not a curated record. The transcript has 3 exons.
GGCAUGGACCUGAACAGUGUGCGGCGCGUGUCCUCCGCAGGCUACCGGUUACCGGAACGAAACAACGGGACCAGGCAGGCCAGACCGCAGCCACCGGCGGACAGGACGCGCCGCGUUAAGGGGGACGCGGCGUCCGCGGACCUGGAUCCAGACAGGAGUGACCCCGUUAAGCAGGACCAAUUGUGGAGAGAGUCGGUGUGGAGCGAGAAGAGAGGAGUGCGGGAAUGGGAGAAGAGCUGGGGCUUUCUCAAGAACUAUGAUCAGAUGGGACAGCUAAAGCCAGAGCAGCCUCUGCCCAGCAGCGUGUCACUCUUCUCUGAUCGCAUCCCCAAAACCACCAGCCAGGUGCUUGGCAGCAGACUGUCCACUCCGCUGGGGAGUGAACUGGUCAGACUGGACAGGCUGCUGCCCUGGUCUGGAAGCCAUCACAAGCGCAAACAGGAUCCAGAGAUGCUGCCCUGCUAG